This is a messenger RNA of Scedosporium apiospermum, 1743 nucleotides long. Its product is annotated as Peptidyl-prolyl cis-trans isomerase-like 2. Gene Ontology annotation, cellular component: catalytic step 2 spliceosome. Gene Ontology annotation, molecular function: peptidyl-prolyl cis-trans isomerase activity; ubiquitin-ubiquitin ligase activity. The record is from RefSeq and is a predicted model, not a curated record. NCBI's taxonomy places the organism in Eukaryota, Fungi, Ascomycota, Sordariomycetes, Microascales, Microascaceae. The coding region runs from base 1 to 1743 and encodes 580 amino acids. The transcript has 2 exons. Gene Ontology annotation, biological process: protein peptidyl-prolyl isomerization; protein folding; protein polyubiquitination.
AUGGGUAAAGGAACCGACAAACUCUACAUCACCCACUCAGAAUGGUCCUCCUCCGACGCCUACUCCGCCAGCACCGGCUCCUCAGCAGGCGCUAAAUCCCGCUCCGGCACCUCCUCCUCCACCUUCCGCCGCCUCCCCUUCAACUUCUGCGCCGCGAGCCUCCAACCCUUCAAGAACCCCGUCUGCACCCCCGACGGCACCAUCUUCGACGUCGAGGUCAUCGGCGCGUGGCUCGAGAAACGCGGCACGAACCCCGUGACGGGCGAACCACUCAAGAAGAAGGACCUCAUCAAGCUCAACUUUACGCGCAAUGCCGACGUGGAUUCGCGGGGUGCGGGGCUUAGUGACGGGUUGGGGGAUUUGGUUGAUCCGGUGACGUAUAAGGUGUUUACGGAUAAUACGCACAUUGUGGCGAUCAGGCAUGGGUCGUAUGCGAAUGUCUUUGCGUGGGAUACGGUGGAGAGGAUGAAUAUCAAGGCGAAGAUGUGGAGGGAUUUGUUGGAUGAUGAGCCGUUUACGAGGGCAGAUAUUAUUACGUUGCAGGAUCCGCAAUUUACGCAUAGCCGUGACUUGAGCAAGUUUAAACACCUUAGCGAUGGCGGAGAGGCCAUCUUGACCAAGGAGCAGGAGGAGGAGAGGAAAAGCGGAGGUGUGAACGUGGAUGCGCUAGGGAGGAUUGGGGACAAGGUGCUCAGGGCAAAGGCUGCGGUCGAGAAGGCGAGAAAGGAGCGCGAGGCGGGCAAGGACGUGAACAAGUCCACAGCCCUAACGAAAUCCCCCGGCACUUCGCGACAGUCGACCACCACCGCCGCGUCCGGCGCGAAGGUGAUACCCGCCAAAGCAGCCAUAUACACAACGGGGAAAGCGGCGGCGAGUUUUACCAGCACGGGCCUAACGCCCGAAACGAGCGGGGCACGCGCUAUCCUGACUGACGAGGAGUUCAUGCUCAAACCGCGCAGGGUCAAGAUCAAGGGGUACGCGAGGAUAGAGACGAACCUCGGCGACAUCAACGUCGAGCUACACACCGACACGGCACCUAAGGCCGUGUGGAACUUUGUCCGCCUGGCACAAAAGGGCUACUACAACGGCGUCGCCUUCCACCGGAACAUACCCAACUUUAUGAUCCAGGGAGGCGACCCGACGGGCACCGGCCGCGGGGGCUCUAGCAUAUGGGAGAAGAACUUCGACGACGAGUUCGAUGGGCCCUACACCCAUAGCGCGAGGGGCAUCCUCAGCAUGGCGAAUAAGGGAAAGAAUACCAAUUCGAGCCAGUUCUUCAUCACCUAUAAGCCGACGCCGCACCUCGAUAGGAAACAUACCGUCUUCGGUCGCGUCGUCGAUGGCAUGGACGUCCUCUCCAAGAUGGAAGACGUGCCUACCGAUGGCUCUAAUCGCCCGCUAAAUAAGAUUGUUAUGAAGAACGUGGUCGUGUACCUCGAUCCGUUCGAGGAGUUCCUAAAGCAACGGGGUGAGCAGGAGAAGCUUGAGCAGAAAAAGGAGGCCAUCAGAAGGUCUGGUGGCACGGAAGACGACAGGACAACGUGGACGGGGAAGAGGCUACGAGGGGCCGGGUCCCAGGGCGCCGGAGACUCGGCGCCCGAUGUGGGCAAGUAUCUGAAAGCGUCAACUGGAGGUUCUGCGGCGCAGGAUUCCUUAGAGGUCGAGGAAGAGAUCGACGCAUGGGAUGCGCCGGCUAAGAAAAAGGUGAAAGCCGGAGGGUUUGGAAAUUUUGAUAACUGGUGA